UGUGCAUGAGACAGAGGGACACUGUUGGGGAUACCUUGAGUGGCCGCUGAUUGCUGUCUCUGGGCUGGUUGAGAGCUCUGCCCCGCACGCCCAUAGCAUCAGCACUGAGCUGGCCUCUGAUCACCUGGGGUUUAUUUACUGCCACGCUGGGCAUUUUCAGCCGGUGCCCCUGUCUGUUAUCGUUGGAUUACACGGAGCUCGCUCACCAUGGGAUGUACACUGAGCGCCGAAGACAAGGCGGCGGUUGAAAGGAGUAAAAUGAUCGACAGGAACCUAAGGGAGGAUGGAGAGAAAGCUGCCCGAGAGGUCAAACUGCUGCUACUAGGAGCCGGAGAAUCAGGGAAAAGCACAAUCGUCAAACAAAUGAAAAUUAUACAUGAAGCAGGCUAUUCAGAAGAAGAAUGUAAACAGUACAAGGCUGUUGUAUACAGUAACACUAUACAGUCAAUUAUUGCCAUCAUUAGAGCAAUGGGAAGAUUGAAGAUAGACUUUGGAGACCCAACACGAGCUGAUGACGCACGUCAACUUUUUGUGUUGGCUGGAGCAGCGGAAGAGGGUUUCAUGACAGCAGAACUUGCCGGAGUUAUCAAACGAUUAUGGAAAGAUGGCGGCGUACAGGCCUGUUUUAACAGAUCGAGAGAAUACCAGCUGAAUGACUCUGCAGCAUAUUAUCUGAAUGAUUUGGACAGAAUAGCGCAGAACAGUUACAUACCCACUCAACAGGAUGUUCUCAGGACAAGAGUGAAAACCACGGGCAUAGUGGAAACCCAUUUUACUUUUAAGGACCUUCAUUUCAAGAUGUUUGAUGUUGGAGGGCAGAGAUCAGAGAGAAAAAAGUGGAUUCAUUGCUUUGAGGGGGUUACUGCGAUUAUCUUUUGCGUGGCAUUAAGCGAUUAUGAUCUAGUUUUAGCUGAAGACGAAGAAAUGAAUCGAAUGCAUGAAAGCAUGAAAUUAUUUGACAGCAUCUGCAAUAACAAGUGGUUUACAGACACAUCAAUUAUUCUUUUCUUAAACAAAAAGGACCUGUUUGAGGAAAAAAUUAAAAGGAGUCCACUGACUAUUUGUUAUCCUGAAUAUGCAGGUUCAAACACUUAUGAGGAGGCAGCUGCAUACAUUCAAUGUCAGUUUGAAGAUCUCAACAAAAGGAAGGACACAAAAGAAAUAUACACCCACUUUACGUGCGCUACAGAUACAAAGAAUGUGCAAUUUGUGUUUGAUGCAGUGACUGACGUCAUUAUAAAAAACAAUCUCAAAGACUGUGGCCUUUUUUAAAAUGUGGCAUUUUAUGAAUGCAUUUGACUUCACCCUGUUACAACUUGACAGCUUUUGGAGUGACUUAAGGCUCUUGAUGAUGAACGGCGGACCAGUGCUGUACUUGCCAGUUUUAUUAGCUUUAUUUAUGUUCAUGUCUUGUAAAUUUCCAAAAGUAACUGCUACUAGGCCACAACAAACGGAGAAGGAAUCUUGAUUGUAUGUAUAUUGUAAUUGUAGGAAUGUUAUUUGUACAGACAUUGAACAGAAUAUUUUAAUCAUUUUGAAUUGUCCUCGGUUUUAUGAAAUGCUGUUAGAGGACAAUUAUUUUUGCCUGUUUAGGUUAUUUAAAGAAAUAAUGUAAAUUUUUAUUUUUUUCCCUAUUUCUACGCAUGCAUGCUGCCUUAUUCUGUCCUGCUUGGUUUUCCCGCAAAUCUGUAAAAUAACAGAUAAUGAAGCCGAUUGUUGCACAAAACCUGGCGAUUGCAACACAGAAAAAUCACUCCGUUUAAAGCCUUCACUGUGUAUUUUUAUUAUGUAAUAAUUUUCUUGUGCAUUACCAUACUGGUGGUGCCAAAAUUGCAUUUUUUUAUACAUAAAAAAGUCUACUAAACUUUUAUUUGUAAAUUGAUUAAUUCCCUUUUUUGUGGGCUAUAAAUUGCCAACCAACGUUUUGGAAUUGAUUACCAUAUUUGUGUUGGAACAAUCCUGUAGUUGGAAGGCUUACAGUGGCAGUACUUUUUGUAUAGAUAUUCUGUCUUGCAUUAAAGGGAUAUGAAACACAAUAAAUUUGUUUUGUAACUCAGAGGGAGCAUAGAAUAAAAAAAAUUCAGUUUACUUAUAUUCUAUGUUUAAGAGAUGCCUAGGUAGUAGGUGUCAGGAGCACAUUCGUCAGUGCUUUUCAACAACAGAUACCAAGAGAACGAAGAAAAUUUAAUAAUAGAAGUAAAUAAGAAAUGUGUAAAAUUGCAGGCUCUAUUUUAAUAAAGACAAAUUUUUGGGGUUUCAUGUUCUUUACUUAAAUACCCCAUAUGUGCAACAUUUUCAUACACCCUCAGCCAUUGUAUUCAAAUUGUGCAGCCAGAUUAAACGUUUCCUUGAUAUUUCAGUUUUAUUUUGUGGCUUUGUGGUGCUGUAUGUGUAAUUUCCUCACGGUCACUUUUGUCUUACGACCUUAUCAUUCCUUAAAUCAUAAACCGUUUCUACCUGGUAUGCUGCAGAUCCUGUUAAAACAAAAGGGUUUCCUGAUGACUACUGGUAGAAUAUCUUUUGAAUGGGUAUUGUAAAAAUAAAAAAAAAAUGCAGCAGUUUAAUAAAUUGAUGCUAAUAUUCUUCUGAUGUACACUAUAAAAUCUGUUUGAGAAUACAUAUAUAUAUAUAUAUAUAUAUAUAUAUAUAUAUAUAUAUAUAUAUAUAUAUAAAAUCUUUUUUUACUCUGAGUUGCCUGUUAAGACUAAACCACGGUUUGUUUGUUUUUUUACAAUAUUAAACUGUCAUGAGUAUCUCUUGUGUUGUCUACAACAUGUAUAAGUUAAUUGUACUUGUACCUUCUUCAUUAUAGUUUUUGUAUUUCACUGUAAGGAAUGAAUUCAUAGUGAUUAAUAAUUACUGAGGUUACCACUGUCUAAAUUCUUUGUGCCUUCAAUGAUAUAUAUAUUUUUUUCAAUAAAGUACUUGGUAGAUGACCUGCGGCAUAUUCAUAAUGAUGAUAUGUUAAGGUAACAAGUAUGAUUUUUGUUUUCCACUUCACUCUGUAAAAUAAUAGAGCACACUGAUGGAUUCCUUGAUUUUAUCCUGUAAAACUGUGUUGCUAACAAAUCCUAAUAAAAUCUUGCAAUUUUUCAGAUUUUAAA
This is a messenger RNA of Bombina bombina (fire-bellied toad), 3104 nucleotides long. RefSeq names its product guanine nucleotide-binding protein G(i) subunit alpha-1. Gene Ontology annotation, biological process: adenylate cyclase-modulating G protein-coupled receptor signaling pathway. The transcript has 9 exons. The coding region runs from base 208 to 1272 and encodes 354 amino acids. Gene Ontology annotation, cellular component: heterotrimeric G-protein complex. NCBI's taxonomy places the organism in Eukaryota, Metazoa, Chordata, Amphibia, Anura, Bombinatoridae. The record is from RefSeq and is a predicted model, not a curated record. Gene Ontology annotation, molecular function: G protein-coupled serotonin receptor binding; GTPase activity; GTP binding.